Molecule: messenger RNA, 9597 nt
Organism: Mizuhopecten yessoensis (Yesso scallop)
Lineage: Eukaryota; Metazoa; Mollusca; Bivalvia; Pectinida; Pectinidae
Exons: 2
Coding region: 256-2784 (842 amino acids)
Source: RefSeq, a predicted model, not a curated record
CCCAGCAGAGGGCGUUUCGCGCCAGAAUAAUCAAGUAGCAAGAGUUUCCAGUUGAAAACCAUCACGGAAACAGGAUUAAACAGAAAACUACAUCUUAUCUUUAAGAUAUAUAUCGUCAGUUGGCAGAUGACACCAGACCAUUGUUAUGUUGACCUAGAUAAUAAUCUGCUCACGUAAUGAAUGUACCUGGCUUUAGCUGAGCAUGGGAUUUAGUGAGAUUUUACAGAAAAACAUAAGCUACCAAUAAAUCUAGUCAUGAACCAAAAGAAAAUGGCGAAGACAGGUCAUCAGUAUCUUUGUGCUAAGAAAAUGGUGCUGAAAAAAUACAGAAAACAAAGAUUUGGCGUAAGAAAGAAAUGCCUACCAUCAUUACAACAUGUUCUCGACCCCGAAACUGUUAACACAAAGUUCAAACUUCAAAGGCAGCAAGUCAGCAGAAUGCAAUCACAUGAGACUUUUAGUAGCUCAACCCGAAUGGAAGACGAAACUUUCACUUUAUCUCAGUUGGUCACUUCUAGUCUAUCACACACCAAUGUGUGUUCAGAAUUUCCUAUUUCAGAGAUUGGGAGUGAGUUAUCAGGAAACAGAGGCAACGGAAAUUCUCCAUUUAACAGUAGUAAUAGUUGUGGUUCACCAGAAAGUGCUGUGAUACAGAAUAGCUAUCUCCAAAGAUGUCCAAAGCAAGGUCAAGGGUCGGGUACCGAAGGGCCCAAAUUUAACAACAUGAAUGACUGUGACAAGUGUAUCUUGCAUCCAGAACAGAACAACAACCUUGGUUUAGCGAGUGGAUGUGGAUGUCCCACCAGGAAUGAUGGUACACCUGUCAGGGAUAUAGAAGAAAGCAUCAUUGAUGUGGUGUCUCUGGAUGAGGAGGAGAGUGUUGUAGAUGAGGAAGACUCGGUCAGUCAAGAUAAUAUAAAUCAUGUCUCCAAUGCCUUUGAUCCGGAAGAGUGCCUAGACAAGAGAAAACCUCUUUCUGUGGACGUUACCAUGGCUGAGCAGCUCUCUAGUGUGCCAUCACCAUGUAAAGUUAAUCAACGAUCAUCGUCCAGGUCAUCCGUCUCCCCCAUCAACUGGCAGCAGCAAUUUAUGUCCUUCCUGUCCACCACUCCAGAACCCACCUCGGUACAGGAUGCACCCAUGCAUCUGUCCUCACACAAGAGCCCAUCACAUUCCUCGCGAAAGAAACGAUCACGGAAAGUUCGAAUUAGCAUGUGUCCGUGCUGUGUAGGGACAUCACCUCAUUCCAUUCAUGGAAAGAGGCAAAAACAUCACAGUGGACAUUCACGUAAACACAGUCUGUCAAAAGAACACAAACAUUUCAUUCGGGACAUGGUUCAACUUGUGUCUCUAAGAAACAAAGUUGUGACAUUAUUCUGCAGCAUAUUUCCUCAAUGCCAGGAUUUCAUUCGUGCGAUGAAUCCAGACAGUGAGAAAGUUGAUUUGCUCAUAGAUCAAGUGGUGGACAUCCUACAGACGCCAGAACCUUUUGACAUUGCCCAUCUGGAGGAUGAGAAAGAUGACGUCAAGUCAGUUGCGACAUACUCUGAUAGUGGCACCGACCCUGUGGACCUGUCGGAAUAUCCUAGUCUGGAAAAACCUGAUGAGUUUUUCUUUGCAGACAAAGAUUCUGAUGACAUGCCGGUACUUGAUGAUUACAGUGCCGAUGACAAGACACAAGACGAAGGUGAAUCUGUCUCAAAGGGCCCUAGUUAUUCUGAAGACUUUUUAGCGUUUUUGGGAAAGACCAGAAAUAAUCAGCAACAAAAAUGUACAUUAGAUCUAGGGGCUAAUUCAAUUCUUUUGGAGUCAGAUCCACCAAAGUCUUUAGAAAAAUCAGACAGCAGUGAUUAUGGUUUGAAAAAUUGCAGUAGUGCUUUUUCAGAAGGAGAUUCAGGUAUUCUCAUGAUCAAGGAUCAUGAUGUCAGGGAUGGGGGAUAUUGUUGUCCCGAACUUUUAAAUCAACAGGGGCCAAAUACUGAUUUAGGGGACAUAUGUAAUUCAAAGUGCAAUACUAAUCAUAAAACUGGGCCAAGUGUGCUUUUGAGGCAAACUAGUGAAAGAAAGACCCCAGAAUUAUCAAAUGUUAAAGAUAAAUUUCAGGGAUCUUUUCAAGAGUUUCUAAAUUCUAACAGGAAUGAAGACUCGGAUGAUAGUAAUGAGAGUGACCAUGAUAUACAUGAUUUUAGUUGUGAGGAAUUGGAGGAAAAUGAAAACAAACUGACCUCGUUUACCAGCAUCAAUUCUCAUCAGCCUAUACAUCUACCUGCCUAUUCAGACAUUUCAGAAGCAAGCAGAUUGUCCAGCAGCUCGCCCUUUGAUUGGACAGGGGGUGCAGACUCGCCUCUAUUUGGUAAACCGGAGUCCAAGUACAGUUUCCUUCACAAAGCAGAAUCUCAGGCCUCCCAGCCAGACAGCAAACCCUGUGACAAUGAUCUACCUUUAGGUGAUGCUGAUGGGGCAGCCAGCGGAGCCGCAACUUUAUCAGGGACAGACUGUCAGCAGGACUUGUCUUUGCCGUGUGUUCAGUCAGAAACAGCUAAGGGACAGACAAAAACAAUUAAGAUAUAUGAAUCAUAUGUUGAAACCUGUAGGAAACCAAAAAUUUGUUUAAAAGCCCUCAAACAUAGACUCAAUGCACUGCUAACAUGGAUGUUGCCUAAUGCAAAUUUAGGCGGUGUGUAUUUCAAGAGUUUUGACAAUCUUGAAUAUUUGCUAGACGUUCUAAUCUAUUCGAACACUGUGACAGAUGACACAGAUUCUCAUGUUAAAGAUAUAUUGUAAAGUAACCAUUUUUUCUCACAACUAAACAUCAUUCACCCCUGAAGUCACAUUUGAACUCUCCCUGUUCAAAGGUUGGAAUAGUUCAAUAUGAAACUUCAGGGGUAAAUGAGUUAAGGUUGCGAGAGAAAUUUUUUGUUUGAUGCAUGUGAUCAUAAAUGUUACGUUGUCACGGAUCCAGUCUGACUGGACGUUUAUUUGCAAUAGUCUUGUCAAUGAUUUGUGAAAUAAUUUUGUAUACUACAUGUAGGUAUCGAUACAUGCAGGCCACAAGUAAUUAUGUUAAGGUCAAUGCAGGGUUUUUCCUUCCGUAUGCAUGUACUUCAUUUUUGCAUGUUACAUUUUUUGAAUGCAUGAUGCAGACAACAUUUACCCGGUAUAGUAGAAGUUAUUUAUCAACAUAUUGUUGCUGUUUCUAACUUCCUAAUUUCAUUUCAGUAUUUUUUUUUAUUAAAUUCAUCUGUAUAAAAACCAAUGAUUUUUGCAAGUAUUAUCCAGACCAUGUUGAAUAAGUAAUUAAGUGGCACUAUACAGUAAACGUGAUAUGCGCUGUACAUGUGAUAUUUAUAAAUAUACAGCUACCUGAUCGGGGCUAUGUCACAGGAAUAGUUAAAUUUUGUCUACUACAGUAAAUUUUAUUAGUGUUUCUCCCCCUUGUGUUGCUGAUAAUAUUCAGAUGUAGUUCAAAAUUUUAGUUUUAGGAUUGUUUCAGAAUUUCAUCAAACCUAAAAGGUACUAUAUUACUAUUUUGUAGUUUAAAAUACACUUUUAUCCCUUUUGAUAUUUCUGUAUUUUCCAGUUUUAGUAAUCUCGUGGCAGCUCGGUACCCAGUAGUUAUCUACAGAUUGAACAGAAGAUACGUACUGGUAGCAAUAUUCCUCUCAGUUAUAGAGUCUGGUGUUAAACAAUAAAAACCAGACUAAAUAUAGAAGACUGAAAUUAGAAAAAAAACAUGGUUCUACUUUACCCAUUACAGAGCAUCCUUUUUUACAAAAAUCUGUUAAAUUGUUCAAUGUUAUAUAGUUUCAGUUUUGUUAUUCUUUAUUUUCCACUUAAUCUGGAAUUCCUUGUAGCUUACAUGUGUAAGUACAUGCACAAUUUGGCAUUUGAUUUAUGUCUAUAUAAUUCAAAUAACCAUCCAUGUAUCGGUUUAGUUUUUCAAACUGCUAAAAUUCAAUCCAUUCAUUAACAAAAUAAAACAGAAUGUCUACUUUCAGUUUUGUCAUGGCAAUUCAUGCUGAGAGGUUUUUUUUCUAAUAUCGGAGUAAAUAAUAUGUAUUUUUGUACAAAAGCAUUGCAAAUGAUGAUGAUUAAAAAUAAAUUAGGAUUUAAAUGGAAACAAUUUGAGAGGAUUUAUAGACAAAAUGCAAAAUUGAAUGAAUGGAUCUUACCAAUUUUUAUUCAAAUUAUGUAUCAACAUGUUACUGUUUGUUAUGUUUUUGUUGAAAGUACUUCAAAUGUAUUUCAUUAUAUGUUAAGUAUUUGUUCAGUAUAUGUAAUGAUAGAUUAUUUAUUACUUUUGAAGUCUAAAAAAUAUUGUGAAUUCUAAAGUUGAGUUUUCAAAACAAAUUAUAAAUUAAAACUGAGGUUUAAACAAUAUUGAGCGUUAAACAAAAAUGAUGUACCUGUUGUUUACCUUGAUUGUCUAGUGCACCCUCCAUUUCAGUCAUUAUAAAUUGAAGGGUGGUUAAACAAUUUGAGUGGAAAUUAAAAUAUUAUUUCUUAUAGUUUUAUGUUACAUACCGGUAAUUAUUAACAGUAGACCAACCAGUGUGGUCAAUACAUUGGCAUGUCUAAGGUUAACUCAUGAUCCACCCCUGAAGACACAUUUGAACUCUUCCAAUUCAAAGGUUGGAAUAGUUUAUUAUGAAAAUUCAGGGGUGAAUGAUCAUGAGUUAAUAAUAUAAUAUUUGUUUAUGUCAACUGAAAUUCUCACCAACAAGACAACUUCUGAAAUACACACUCAUGUAUAUUUGAAGUAAAUAUUAGAUAUUUGACCAUGGUCUUAUAGUACGUUACACGUACAUCGUAGAACCGUUUGUUAGUGUACAGUCGACAGAUUUAAGAGAGUGCCUAUGAAAUAGGCCAGAAUACUUAAUUAUUGAUGCAGUUAUGUUUGUCCCCUCCUCUCUGUUAAGUUGUUACAAUGUGAUACCUGUUACAUGUAAAUACUGUGUUAAAAACGAAAAGCAAUGUUAACUAUGUGAAUACUGUAUGGAAGUGUAUCGGGCCAAAUAAAACAAAUCUUGUGUUUCCGCUAACCCUACCUACCCUAGAGUUUUGUGUCUACCCUUAAGUUUGUAUUGGCGUUUAGUGAUGUGCACUGUGAAAGUCAGAACUCUUACUCUAUAAUCUAUAUAAGCAUAGUAAAAGGAUUUUGCAAAAUAAAACAAAAAUGCCUGCCUACCUACCUACCCUAUUUUUUCUGAGGAUGGUAGCGGAAACACAUAUUUUUUUGCUUCUUUUUGGCCUCAGUCGACAGAUUUUUUUCUGGAAUUGACCCAUUUUCUUGUCUUUGUGAUGCACAAAAAAUAUACAUGUUUGCUGUUAUCUGUCCCUGUGGUUAAUUGCUGCAAGGCUCUCCCUGAAAUGAUUUUUCUCCUGUGGUUAAAAGCUGUAUGGUCCUACUCACUGAUAACAAAAUCUCCUUGUACCUGUUACUUUUGAUUCGGUUCCGUAUCAAUUUGAAGGGACCCUAAAAGUAGGAAAUUUUAUUCAUGGUUAAAAUGAAAUGUUAAGGACAUCUUACUCUCUUAUCAUUAUUGCAUUAACAUCACCCCAUUGCAUCACCCCAAAAAAACACAUUUGAACUCUUCCAGUUCAAAGGUUAGAAUAAUAGUACAUUAUGAAAUUUCAGGGAUGAAUGAGUUAAAUUAAUACAUGUACUUACAUGCAGGGAUGAAGAAUAACUUGGGUGUAGUUAAGAAACCAAUAUUUUUGGGAUUGCAUGAGUUUAAUUAAAAAGUACUUUGGUGCUAAUUUUGUUAGAAGUUGGAUCAAUAUACUUAUUUCCAGUCUUUUUGUUUCCAUUUUGUUUUAAUACAACUUUGUAGGAAUAGGGAUAUAUAUUAAAAAGAAUAAUCUCCGAAUAAUGGUAAGUUCUUGUGGUACAUCCUAAACUGUAAUUUCCUAUAUGCUGCACUAUUAUACAAGUGAGUUUGGGACGGAAAAUGGUUCAACUCCCCUCUGAAAUUAAGGUAAUUUUCUUUCUGCCUUUUUGUAAGAAUUAACCACCGAAAAAAAAUUAACCAAUCCCGGAAAGUAACCUCACUCUCCUGAACAUUUAUAAACCAAUCAGACAAUUGAGUGUUUUUGCACUUUCUUGUUCUGACCAGUAUUAAUUAAUGGAAGAAAACUAUAUAAAUACCCAAUUUACCACUAGAUAUGCUAUUUUUAAACUGCUCAUUUGAAUAUUUCUCCCUAUAAUAAUAAAAAAAAAAGGUUAUUGAUACAGAAAGGUAGGAUAAUCUUUGCAAACAAAUCUGAAACGUUUAAUAAAUCAAUUCAAAAAUCUCACCAAGAGCUACUAACAGAUGUUAUUUACCACUACAGGUAUACAAUUUUCAGAAGACCAUGUUUAGAGGCCCAGUAUAAUGCAACACAAAUUGCUCCACGGCAAAAGUGCUACUCGUUCAUUCUAGCACACCAGUGUUAAAAUGCUGUCUAACGUUGUGAUCUAAACCUUAGGUUCUGUAUAGGCCAUAUGUUGUACACUUAACACAUCUAGGGAAAUGAAGAAUAAAAAAUAAGGCGGAGUUUAUGCCUAGUUUGUUUAGGUACAUACACAUCGCCAUGCUCAUUUAUAUUGUUUGCCUUUGUUGUAUACGGUUACCAAGCAUUGGUCACAUGUAUAAGUGGAAAAGACAAUUUGAGAUCAUAAUCAUAAUGUGGCGUAAGGUAAUCAUAGCUUUAUUUUUCUCAGGUCCCAUAUCUUCUCAGGAUCAUGACCAAUUUAUAUCGGGGGGGUUUCAAUUCGACAGAUGCAGGAGUAAUAUUUCAUUGGAAAAAAACAAAUUAAGAUCUAAACCCCCAAAAAAUAAAUGAAGUAGGAUUAUACAGAAUUUCCCAUGUGCGUGUCCGUCCAGAUGUUUUCACAUGCUUUUCUCUUAUAUAUAGGAUCAGUCAAAUUGGUACAUAGCAUCUAUUCUAGAGAAGGGAAAGUGCAGAGAAUGAAAUUAAAUCACUCGCUGAAUAAAGAAGAAUAACAAAUCUUUAACAAUUCUAAGGUAAAGUGCAUGCAAGGUCAUAUUCGGUAGAUACUUAGGUAUAUGUAAAGGAGGAAAAGUGUACAAAAAUAUUGAUUUAAGCCUUUUGCAUUCAAACCAGGGAAAACAAUUUGAGGAGCCCCUCUUUACAAUAUAACAUAGGGUAUUAUACUGAAGUAAAACUAUGUGAUACUAUCUGGGGAAGUCAUAGUGUAGAAAAUCAAAAUUAGGUUACCGCAACCUUUGUUUGAGCUUAAUCAAGAGAAUACAUUUUCUGGGGCAUGUCUUAUUAACUUUUUCAUGUAGGAUCAUCCAAAUUUUCAAGUCCGACCUACUUUAGCCGCAAAGCAGGUGUACCACAAAGCCCCUUGUUUGGAGUUUCAUCUAGUUCAUGUUGUACGUGUUUCUUAUAGAGGUCCUUUUAUUUUUAAGUUGACAUGAAAUGUUUGUCGUUAAAAUUGAAAUGUAAUAUUUCGUCACUGAUGAUGAAGAACCCCGACCUGGGACAGCCCUGUCCUGAUAAUGCUUACAGUAGUUGAUGUAUUGUGCAUGUUACUCAAACCAUAUUGGAGAGAAAUAAAUUGUGAAGAUUUUGUAGUUAAAUUAUGAUUGAAUUUGUAAAUGGCAGCCACAUUUCUUAGGAAAAUAGGUGCGUUGUAAUUUAGAUUUUGCUUUUAAUUGUUGUUUAAUGGAUUUUGAAACGAGUGAAUCAUGUUUUAUGAUUUUUAAGUGAUUACAAAUUCAUUGCCAUUUAUAGAAGGGUUCAAAUUUGUAAGACAUAAUCUUUUUUUGAGUUGUUUGCAAAAUGUAUAAUAAUUUAAUGAAACAAAAUGAUAUGAAAUCAAUUUAUAUAAAUUUUUGUGAAUCAGUUUGUCGAUGUUUCACCUUCUCCAAUAUGAUUAGCAGAAUAUAUUUUUGAGGGUUCACAGAUGUUCACGAGAAGUUAUCAUAAUAUAUAUGUAGCCUGUUAAUAUGUUGUUCCUUGUGGGGUAUAUUUAUUUAAGACUACUUGUUAUGAAAUAAAUGUUUAAUGGUGUACGCCAUCAAUAUUAAAGAGGGGUAUUAACUUUGGAUGUCAUACUGAUACAGAUACAGAUACCUGUUUAACCUAUUAAAACAUUUUCCAAAAAGACUUUCUUUUCAAAUGUCCAACAUACAUUAUGUAUGACACUUACUGCAAAUUCUAUUAAAUUGAGAGUGUAAUCUACACAACACGAGGUAAAAAGACUGAAGUGCUAUUUAAUGUAAAAUACGAUGCAGACUUUGUUGAUGUAAACAAUACCAACUGUGCCAUAUUUGUGGUUAUUGCGGUGCAAUAUCUUACGAAACAGUCCACCCAAAUUUUGGUACUGGAAACCUGAUAGCAGCUGGCAGUGAAAAGCAUGGCGACUAUAUGGAAAGUCAGCUACUUUGCAGUCGGUAUUAAACCAAUCACCACUAAGCCAGUUGUCCCCCUGUCCAGCCAGUGUCUAAGGGAACAAAAAUAUUCCCCAACCCCCAAAAUAGUGCAGGCAUCUAAGAAAUUUUGCUGAGAACAUAGGUGGCUAAAUUAUGUAAACUCACUGCAGUUUUAACACUGACUGAUACAAACCACGAUAGUGCAGUACUGUGGUCCUACUGUACCAGUAGUUAAAGGUUAUUUUCCUAUGAAAUCACUGUUGUAUAUAAUAAUGUUACAGAUAUAUAUAUAAAUACAUGUACCCAUCGGAUGCCUAACAAGUUCCACAUGUGAUCUUAGUUGUUUCAUUGUUGAUAAAUGUAUAUAUUCUAUUGGUCAUGUUUCACUCUUGUGUAUAUUUAUAAAGUGGACUACAUCGUAUGCUCUCAGUAUUAAUAUGAUCUUUAUAUAUAUAUCAAACUCUAUACCUACAUCUGUUGUUACAUUGACUUUACAUCUGUUUUCUGUAAAUAGCUGUCUCUCCCCACUGUCAACCUUGGUGAACUGUUCCAAGACAAUACGAGAUGAGUCCACUGUGUGAUAUUUGGUGAGAUUACUGUCUUCAUUAUGCAUUGUACAUGGUACAGGAAUAUUGACCAAAGAAGAACCAUUAUGUGGAUGAGGUUGUAUACUUAAAUGUUGCUAGCAUAAAAUUCCUUUGCUCCACACAAUUUUUAUCCAUGUUCCAAAAUUUAUUUCUUCUAGAAAUUUGAACUUUAGUACAAAUAUUUUUAAUAAGUUACUCAUUCAUCCCUGAAAUUUCAUAAUGGACUAUUCCAACCUUUGAAUUGGAAUAGUUCAAAUGUGUCUUCAGGGGUAGCUGAGUUGAAAGGCAAAGCAACUUUGGUUUUCUUCUCCGUACCUUGACACUGUAAACUAUGUGUUAGCCUUAGAAAACUUUGUUUAUUAGCUUCUUGUGUGCUACACGUGAAUGUGUACUUAGAAAUAUUUUGUUUUUUCGAUGUAUGUUCCUACUGGCUAGGCAUGUUACCUGGGGGCAGACAAAUGAAAUGCCUGAUCAUUUAUCAUUAUUGUUCUGUGUAAUUAUAGAUUGAACUACUGCCAAAUGUUAAAUAUUGAUUGUGUAAUUACGCAAGUAUCAUAAUUGAUCAUGUCACUUGGAAGUAUUUUGAAAGUCAUCAUUUUAUUAUUAGAGAUAAAGAGGUUUUCUCC